Messenger RNA from Ylistrum balloti, 1618 nucleotides. RefSeq lists its product as uncharacterized. The record is from RefSeq and is a predicted model, not a curated record. The transcript is spliced from 6 exons. The coding region runs from base 8 to 1618 and encodes 536 amino acids. NCBI's taxonomy places the organism in Eukaryota, Metazoa, Mollusca, Bivalvia, Pectinida, Pectinidae.
GUUAAAAAUGGAGGUAUUUCUGAAAAAACUUGUGUCAAAAUCGGAUUUGAGUGUUUUGACAAAGCGUAUGAUAAGAGAAGAGUACAAGAAACAUGUUGGCCGGGAUCACUUGGAAGUGGAGGAGAAGACAGAGUUGUCUCGCCUGGUGACAAAUUUACUUGAAAAUCUGAUGAGUAAUAACGAGGCAGCUGUCCAACGUGGAGAAGAUGAUGACAACCAAAAUGAGAAAGAGAAUGACAACCCUACAUUUAUCUCGGGAAAAGGGUUAGGGGAAAACUCAAAAAAUGUUAUUCAUAAAUCUAGUCCUAAAAAACUUCUUACACCAUGGGAAAAACCAUUAACUCCAAGUAAAAAAGAGACAAAUAAAAAAGUACAUGAAAAAGUCUUAUCAUCAGAGAAAAAAUGCUCACCAAAUAAACUGUUGCAAAAGAGCCCUUUAAGUGCAACAGAUUCAGAGAGUCAAUCCAACACAUCUAAGUUAAGAGUUGAUGAAGUGUUAGAUGCUGUUAUGAACUCUGAUGUUGAAGAUGACUUGAUGUCAGAAUCAGGGGAAAGUGAAGAAGAUGAGGAGGAAGUGAAUUCUGUCUCUGAAGAUGUGAAUGUAAAGACAGCCAGUCAGAAGUUUAAGAAAUAUCAUUUGGUGGAGGAGGAUGAUGAAGAUACAUGGAAACCAUUUACACCUGUGAAGGAGACAAAACCUGUCAAGGGACGAAUCGAGAGCUCCUCAGAUGACGUUUCUCAGUAUUCUAGUGAUGAUGGUAAAAAGAGUAAAAGAUGUGCUGAGCUAGACAGAAAAUUCAGAAAAGCAUCAAAGAAAAGGUCAUUGAUUAUUUCUAGUGACGAAGAGAGUGCAUCUGAAAGUUGGUCAGAAAAUAGUGAUAAUGAAAAAGUGAACAGAAAAUCGCAUCAAGUUUCAACAUCAGCAUCCAAAAGAAGAAAACUAAAUUCAGAUAAGGAAAAAAAAUCAUCAAAAAAAGGUAAUUCAAAACCUAUAAAAAGUAUUUCUAGUACUGAUGAGAAAAUCUCCACUAAAGUUAAAAAACCUCAAAAUCAGGUCACAAAGAUGUGUGCUGAAAAAGGGAAGAAAACUUCUUCAAAUUCAAAAAAAGGUAAAAGAGGGAAAUCUCCAAUCAGAAAAAGGAAAGCACAGGUUUCUUCUGAUAGUUCUAGCUCAGAAGAAGAAAUGCCACUAGCAGUUAUUAGAAGAAAUUCAAAGGCUGAGUCAAGCACUUCUGAUUCAGAUGAAGGACUGUCUUUGGCAAACUUAAGGAAGAAGUCAGAGGAACAGACUGGAUCAGAAGUUGAUAGUCACAACAGUGGGCUUGAUGAAGAAUCUCCUGUCAAACUGAAGAAAUCUCAAUCCAGGAAAAAACCAUCAAAGGAAGAGAGCACAUCUGAGGGAAACCAAUCUAGCACUGACUCGGAAGCUGAGGAAUCACCUGUUAAACCUAAACCAACAAAACGUCAGCUCAAAAAACCUCAAGUUAUGGACAGUGAUGAGUCAGGCUCUGAAGAAGAGGAAGUCCAACAGAAAAAAAAGAAAAUUCUUGUCAAAUCAUCAAAAAAGAAGACAACACCAGCAAAGAGUGCAAGGAAAAAUAUCUCAUCCAAGGUAUGA